GUACGAUAGUGAGGGACGAGGCGGGGCGGGUGGUGGGGGACCUGUCGAGCGAGGGCGCGAUGUUCGUGGCGGCCAGGGGAGGCGCGGGCGGCAGGGGCAACAAGUUCUUCCUCACCGACACACAGCAGGCACCGGACAUAGCUGAGUUCGGGGCUAUAGGGGAGAGCAGGGUAUACUCCCUGGAGGUGCGGUCGAUGGCCCACGUGGGGCUGAUAGGGUUCCCCAACGCCGGGAAGAGCACCCUGCUGCGAGCCCUCACCAGGGCGAGGCCAACAGUAGCCCCCUACCCGUUCACCACCCUCCGUCCCCACAUCGGCAUGGUGCCUUAUGACGACUACGAGCAGGUCGCGAUAGCAGAUCUUCCCGGUUUGAUUCCUGGCUCGCACAAGAAUUAUGGACUCG
Molecule: messenger RNA, 402 nt
Organism: Iphiclides podalirius (scarce swallowtail)
Lineage: Eukaryota; Metazoa; Arthropoda; Insecta; Lepidoptera; Papilionidae
Source: the annotation of a GenBank genome assembly